CGCUUUUUACUAUUAAAUCUUUAUAUUUUGCUUGUUUAUUGUUUAUUGUUCAAUAAAGUUUAGAACAAAUUUCGAUGUCAUCAGUUUUGAAUGCCAAGCUACGCAGAAAACACUACACAACCACAGAGCAUCCCCCGCUCUCACAGCCACACGGCAGUAGCGAAUGUUGACAAUUGGAAACGAGUUGAGACACUCAGAUUAUUUGUUGAUAGCAGAGAAAGUAGUAAACAAGUCGAUAUGACCAGCACAAAAUUAAAUAUUGCUCAAAAGAAUUCCGAAAUUCUAAAAGAUCAAGCGGUGCUUACAAAGUUGGAAAAGACGAUGACACGAACUAUUGAGCGGAUGAACGUUUCAUUAAAUGAAUUAAAGAUUGAACGGCUGCAACUGCUUAAUAUUCAAGCACAGUUAGAGCCUGAAGAUAAUACCUCAAGCGUAAAGACAAAAGAUAAAGUAAUGCAUAAAACUGACGACGUAUCGAAAGAAUUUUUUCAAGACGGAAAUGAAUCCACUUUUCAGUGCAGUAAUGAAGACAAAUUGGAUUUAGAUAAAUUUUUGACAUUUUGCAUGGAUGAAGUUGAUGAAAAAUAAUUUUGGACUUCAAAAUGUGCAUCGUCGAAGUUGAUGUAAAUAAAAAGACUGUUAAUUUAUCAAUGAAUGUUAAUCAAUGAAUUUUAAAU
Molecule: messenger RNA, 677 nt
Organism: Teleopsis dalmanni
Lineage: Eukaryota; Metazoa; Arthropoda; Insecta; Diptera; Diopsidae
Exons: 3
Coding region: 91-588 (165 amino acids)
Biological process (GO): transcription initiation at RNA polymerase III promoter; transcription by RNA polymerase II
Cellular component (GO): nucleus
Source: RefSeq, a predicted model, not a curated record